GCUUCUGAACCAUGGCAGUGUCUCUCCUGCUGCAGGGAGGACGAAUCCGGGCGCUGAAGGCUGUGCUCCUGGAGGCCAGGGUGCCCCAAGAACUGGCUUCUGCUGUGGCCCUCUCUACAGAGUCAGGGACGAAUGAAACAGGAAUACAAUCAAAUCCCAAGAAGCAAAGUGCAGCCACAGAGCCCACUCCAGCCCCUGAGCCGAUGGACAUGACCACCUACAAGAACCUGCAGCAUCAUGACUACCACAUCUACACCUUCCUCGACCUGAACCUGGACCUCUCCAAGUUCAGGAUGCCACAGCCCUCCUCAGGACGAGAGUCGCCUCGGCACUGAGCUCAGCUCAGGGCAGCCCCAUGUCAGCCCAUGAAUUCUUGCCUGUAAGAAUAAAAGCCAGUCACAAAAAAAAAAA
Molecule: messenger RNA, 411 nt
Organism: Meriones unguiculatus (Mongolian gerbil)
Lineage: Eukaryota; Metazoa; Chordata; Mammalia; Rodentia; Muridae
Product: NADH dehydrogenase [ubiquinone] flavoprotein 3, mitochondrial-like
Exons: 1
Coding region: 12-335 (107 amino acids)
Biological process (GO): mitochondrial ATP synthesis coupled electron transport
Cellular component (GO): mitochondrion
Source: RefSeq, a predicted model, not a curated record